Molecule: messenger RNA, 559 nt
Organism: Rhipicephalus sanguineus (brown dog tick)
Lineage: Eukaryota; Metazoa; Arthropoda; Arachnida; Ixodida; Ixodidae
Exons: 5
Coding region: 206-481 (91 amino acids)
Source: RefSeq, a predicted model, not a curated record
GCGAAACAGUAGUGAAUGACGAUAGUAAGUAAGGGAGGUGAGCAUAUAGUCCCGCUACGCUUGGGAAAAUCUAAACACGUGCAUCCAGUCCAGUGGCUUCCAGGAAGGCUACGACUGCUCCUAUAACCACAAUUGUGCUCCUGACGUCAGGACCAGGACCUAAAACAGCCUCAUCAGGAACCUGUGGUCUGGAAAUUUCCCCGGGAUGAAUGUUUACGCCAGUAAUUGCGAGCAUGACAGCAAGUCUUUUACAGAAAAGCUGAUGGAACUUCAUAACUCAUCAAUCAGACUCGCGAUGGAAAAAGACGGCAGGCGCCCCGUGCAUUUUGCGGAACCUUGCCCUGGUUAUUGCGGGGAGAACAACCUGGGAAGCUGGUGCUCGCCGAACUGCCAUUGUCACGUUUUGAAAAAAGUUAAUCCGCACAUAUAUAUGUGUUUUGAGGAUGGCAAACCACUGCCAAUGGGAUUCGAGGAGCUAUGACACACAGUUAUCUCUGUUGAACAUAAAUCUCUACUUAAUUUACUUAUGGAAAAGCUCAGUCUGAAAUAAAACUCCCAA